Molecule: messenger RNA, 1768 nt
Organism: Odontomachus brunneus
Lineage: Eukaryota; Metazoa; Arthropoda; Insecta; Hymenoptera; Formicidae
Product: acid phosphatase type 7
Exons: 8
Coding region: 233-1543 (436 amino acids)
Molecular function (GO): metal ion binding; acid phosphatase activity
Source: RefSeq, a predicted model, not a curated record
AGCCGUAUCGUUUUAUCGGUCAGUGUUAUUGCCGGAAACAAGAGUCAAGUAUUUUAUCAUGGUUGAAGCACUAAUUAGAUACGAUAAGCGGUUAUCAACAACAUGAGUCUAAGUUAAUGCGUAAAUUCUCUUUGUUUCCAAUACAUGUACAUACAGGAAUGUGAUUGCCUCGUAUCACUCUUUGGAGACAGUUGUGCAUGACACGAUCGACAUACAAACAGAGAUAGAUAAGAUGCUUCUACAUAUUACGUUUAUAAUUUUAUCCUUCCUUUCCACUGUGUUUGGUGUGUUAUAUUAUCAGCCAGAAGCUGUACAUCUUUCCUAUGGAGAUAAUAUUCAUGAUAUUGUUGUAACAUGGAGCACAAGAAAUGACACUAAAGAAUCACUAGUAGAAUAUGGCAUAGGUGGAUUUGUUUUGCAAGUUAAGGGAAAUUCUACUCUUUUUAUUGAUGGUGGAGUUGAAAAGCAGAGACAAUAUAUUCAUAGAGUAUGGCUGAAAAAUUUAAAUCCCGACAGCAGAUACAUAUACCGUUGUGGCAGUCACUAUGGAUGGUCAAAUGUAUUUUAUAUGAAGACUGCACCUAAAGAUUCUAUAAAUUGGUCACCACAGAUAGUGUUAUUUGGUGACAUGGGCAAUGAGAAUGCGCAGAGUUUGUCACGAUUGCAAGAAGAGACAGAACGUGGUUUAUACGAUGCAGCCAUCCAUGUUGGUGAUUUUGCUUAUGAUAUGCACACUGAUGACGCACGUGUAGGUGAUGAAUUUAUGCGGCAGAUUGAAUCUGUUGCUGCUUAUAUACCGUACAUGACUGUGCCUGGUAACCAUGAAGAAAGAUACAAUUUUAGCAAUUACAGGGCACGAUUUACAAUGCCUGGUGAUUCAGAAGGCUUGUGGUAUAGUUUUAACCUAGGUCCUGUACAUUUUGUAGCAAUAGAAACUGAAGCUUAUUAUUUUAUGAAUUAUGGCAUAAAACAAGUGGUUAAGCAAUAUGAAUGGUUGGAAAAGGAUCUACAGGAAGCUAACAAGCCCGAAGCAAGGAAUCAACGGCCAUGGAUAGUAACAUUUGGGCACAGACCAAUGUAUUGCAGCAAUGCAAAUGCAGAUGACUGCACUAACCAUCAAAGUUUGAUCAGAGUUGGAUUACCCUUUCUUAAUUGGUUCGGGCUGGAAGAUUUGUUUUUCAAGCAUAAAGUAGAUUUAGAGAUAUGGGCGCACGAACAUAGUUAUGAAAGAAUGUGGCCCAUGUAUAACUUCCAAGUAUAUAACGGUAGUUAUGAGGAGCCAUAUAAAAAUUACAAAGCACCAGUACAUAUAGUUACUGGAUCGGCUGGUUGCAAAGAAGGUCGAGAGAAAUUUAUCCCAAAACCACCAAAUUGGUCUGCAUUCCGUAGCUCAGACUAUGGAUACACCAGAAUGAAAAUAUUUAAUAAAACUCAUAUUUAUCUAGAACAAGUAUCCGAUGAUAAAGACGGCGCUGUCUUGGACAGAGUUUGGCUGGUGAAAGAAAAACCUUGGCCACUUUACGCAGACGUUUCUACAGAAUAAUGACAUAAAUUUAGUAUAAUGAAUGCCGUGCAACAAAGCAAAAAAUAAACACAUGAAGAUAUUACACAUAUGUGAAAUAAGUAUCGUUAGUAAAAGUGAAGUUAUUCAUUAAUUUCAUUUAUGUAUUAUAUGAUAAUAUAAUUUGAAUUUAGUACACACAUUUUGUUAAAUGUGUAACUGCCACAAUUGAAAUAUAUGCAUGAAUAAAUUAGUAUAAUUUACGUA